UUGUUGCGGCAGCGGCGCUCCGCCGAGGGUCCCCGAGCCGCCGGUCCUGCUCGGCCGGUCCAAGCCGCAGCAAUGGCGCAGCCCGCAGCCCCGCCGCCCACCGCCCUGGAGCAGGGCUGUCCCAUCCGCGUGGAGCAUGACCGCCGGCGCCGCCAGUUCACCGUCCGGCUCAACGGGUGUCAUGACCGGGCUGUCCUGCUCUAUGAAUAUGUAGGCAAGCGGAUUGUGGACCUGCAGCACACCGAGGUCCCUGAUGCCUACCGCGGGCGCGGUAUUGCCAAGCACCUUGCCAAGGCUGCGCUGGACUUCGUGGUGGAGGAGGACCUGAAGGCCCACCUCACUUGCUGGUACAUCCAAAAGUAUGUCAAGGAGAACCCCCUGCCACAGUACCUGGAGCGCCUGCAGCCAUAGCCCUGGCCCUUCAGGGCAGGUGCCCACCAGACCUCCCAGCACGGCACCCCAGCCCUCUGCACACUCAGGAAACCUGGCCCCCCAGGGCAUAGACGCAGUUAUUUUUGUAAGGACACUCACUUGUGUCUCUGGCAGCAGUUGUCAGCUCCCACAGUGAAGGGGGCCUGGCUGCACAGACCCAGAGACUGAUCAGGGGGCUCUCACCAAGAGGACAGUGGGAGUGGUCCAGUGCAAGUGGCCCCUGCAACUGGUGUGGAGCUCCCAGGCUGUUCUUUGAGCAGCAGGAGAGCUGGUUCAACUCUUCCACCACCUCCCAGGUCAUCAUGGUUUCUGCAGUUGAGGAGACCACCCCCUGAGCUGAGAGGAGCAAUUAGAAGCCUCCGUGCCAACUUCCAGAGGCAUAAUGUCAAGCCUCAGCUGCCCAUCUCCUACUCCAGUUUGCGUGUACCGGUGCCAGGGGCAGGCCAUCUAAGGGACAGCCUCCUGAUGUGCAAGGCGAAUAUGGAGGGCUGGGUGCUGCCUAGUUCCACCACAAGUUACACACACGUGUACAUGUGCACAUGUACAGCACUGAGCUGGGGCUGGGGGCUCUGCAUUGCUGUAGAAGUGGGGGAACACUGUAUGUUCUCUCUUUGGAUGCCCAUUCCUAAACUCCUUGCUCCCACCUGCCUGCUGGCUCUGCAGGAGACCAAGAUCCCCAUCUGCUGACUGCCCUACCUUUUCCCCUCAUCUGCCACAGGCCAACUCCAGAUGUACCCAGGGGCCCCCACAUGACUUCCUGGCUACUCUGGGAGUGCUUGUUCUCAGGACCCUUUGGAGUCAGGAUUGGAGGUGGGCAGACUAUCUUAGAAAACCAUCCCGGAAACAUUUCCAUUCACAAGUUUCCUUUGCUACCACUAAGUGGCUUACCCUUUGGGCCAGUUCACGUGGCCUUAGAAUUCUGCUGUCUCUUUGGAGCCCCAGGGCCCACCCCACCCCAGGGCCCAUCACACCAAGGCCUUCCUUGUCAUAGCCAGUCAGGUGCACCAGGCAUCCUUGGUUCUGUGGGGGUCCACCUUUCAGGGCCGUAUAGAUUUGACUUGGGCUAGUUAGGGAUCCAGGUCAAAUCUACUCUGCCCCCUGUAGGCCUGGCAGAGACCCAUGUCCCUGUGGAGAUGGUAGUUGACAGCAAAUUUCUAAGAUGUGUCCCUGCAGGCCUCUGGCUAGACGACUAGGGAGGUGUGUGUGCUUGUGGCCACAUGGCACCUUUGUUCACGUCUCAGUACUGACACCUCUUUCCACUCUAGCAGCAACUCAGGGGCCACAGAUACCCUUCCUGCCCAAUUCCAGAGACCCCAAGACCCACAGGUAGUCUGCCUGUGGAGGCCUAGAGCCCCCAUGUCAUGUCCCCUUCCCCCCACUUAGCAUCUUCCACCUCUGCUCUCUCCUCCUUCCCACCCUGCUCUUCGGCUCUGUCCAUAGAGCAGAUCCUGAGGGGUGCCUUCAGCUGCCACAAUGCCAAGGAUCCUGAGUCAGGAAGACUCAGGAAAUGGGUUCUUUAUUCAGUCCCUUCUGAGGCUGGAGUUGUCACACAUCUAGUGCAGCUUAUGAAAAGUAUAGAUUCUGGGCCCAAGAGUGCAUAGAUGGGCCAUGCUGAGUCUGGGUGUCUCCCUCCCCAACUACCCCCUCUCCAUUUCUGUUUCUGACGCCCCCAUCCCAUUCACACUUGCUGCCCCAAGGUCAAGCUCGGACUCUGGUGCUGUGUUCUCAGAGCCCUCUGGGGCAAGUAGGAGGGCAAGAUCCAUGAUUCUGCAUGGGGAGCAGAAUGGGCCCACCCCAACUCUUCCCAGCAUGAAACUCAGAUAGGUGCACACUGAGCCAACAGCAGGUGGCACUACACUCACUUGGACCUUGCUGGGAGAGACAGGGUCUGGGAGCACCUGUGUGACCACAAAACCAGCAUGGAUUUUUCCCCAGUUCCUGAAGGUGUCACCUAGACUGCCUCACCUCACUGUUGCCUUAAAAUGGCCACACCCCACAGGGCUGACUGCCAGCAGACCCCCACAGCAGCAGCCUCCCCCCAGACUGAGAUCCAGUCUGUUGGAGACUCCUCUCCUAGGGCCCCCAGCCAACUUCAAAGUCCAGUGGACAUAGAUGGCCAGUCCUCUCAUGUUUCCCAUCUGCCUGGCACCCCACCCUGCAUACCCCACCCCCAGCAGAUCACCUCAGAGGCUGGUGCAUUCCUGUCACAUCUCAUUCUGUAAGUCUCUCUCCCAUUCCUGCUUAGGCUUAAGUGGUAAUUCUUGUGCCUUUUUUACUCAGGACUGUUGUGGGUGGGUCUGGCCAAGGCUGGCACCUAGACCUGCUCCCUUCAUUAUUUUCCAAACUCCCAGACUUGUGGCAUGAUGCACAUUUCCACAGAAGGUGUGGCCUCCCUCCUGGGUUCCUGGUUUCUCUGCAGGAAGAGGUGACUGUUACCACACCAUCUUGUUCUCUCUCCCCAUGGCAAUGUGGUUUGUGAUUGUCCUGUUCUAUUUUGUUUUUGUUUUUGUUCAAUGAGAAGACUGAGGCAAGGGUGCAAGGGAGGAGGCAAGCAAGCAUAGUGGGCAGCCCACAGUCUUCCAUGCUUGGAAGUCUCUGUGUUCAGCCAUCAGCCCAGCCCCCUUUUCAGGAGGAGAAAGUAGGACCAAGAGGUACCUGUUCUGGGCUGAGAUGCCACAGCUCACAGAGAGGUAUAUAGACAGGCUGUCAAGAAGAGACAGACAGCUGGACACACCACCUCAGACAAGUUCCUCUUCCCCUCAGACAAGUUCUUCUGGUCAGCCUCUCAUUGGCAUAGGCCAUGGCGGGGGCCAAAGGGAGGUGGGGCUCACUCCUCUACUCAUGGUAGGGGUGGGGGUCCUGGAUGGGAUUCCUCCUCCUCGUCCCCACUCAGGAUCAUAACCCCACAACAAAAAGGAGGAGGGCUCUACAGCCACCAGCUCUCCAUAAUUCUCUCUGCUCCUAUUGUUGAUGCAUCCAUGAGGGUUUGGUUCUCAGACCUGUGUAACAUGAGGGAAUGGGCUGAAUGGGAAGAGGGGGUCACUUGUCUGCAACCCACAAGACUAGAAGGUGAAGGGGCAGGUCCUCUAUAGGAAGGGGCUAUGCACAUGGGUCUUGAGGUUUUCUGUUCAUCUUCAGAGACAGGUGGCUUUAAUGAACAGGGCACAGAGAGCACACGUGGCAGUUCUGUUCACCUGGAAUGCUUCAGUGGCUUCUGUUGCCAUGAACUUCAGGCCACCAGAUGUCCCCUCUGCUAUUCUCAGGGUCCCACUCCUUCCAAAUCCAUGCCCUAAAUAUCCCACCAGAGGUCUGGCGAGGCCGUGAACUCAGUCUGUGACUCUGCAGCUGGCAGGCUUGACUCUAGAGCCUCAGUUGUGUCAGUCUCAUGGACACAGGAUAUUAAAGAGAUUCUUCCUGA
Messenger RNA from Erinaceus europaeus (western European hedgehog), 3850 nucleotides. RefSeq names its product N-acetyltransferase domain containing 1 (gene NATD1). Bases 73 to 411 code for a protein of 112 amino acids. The transcript has 3 exons. Lineage: Eukaryota; Metazoa; Chordata; Mammalia; Eulipotyphla; Erinaceidae. The record is from RefSeq and is a predicted model, not a curated record.